Messenger RNA from Zootermopsis nevadensis, 14421 nucleotides. It is a transcript of the gene Pgm1, whose product is annotated as phosphoglucose mutase 1. Gene Ontology annotation, cellular component: cytosol. The record is from RefSeq and is a predicted model, not a curated record. Gene Ontology annotation, biological process: carbohydrate metabolic process. Gene Ontology annotation, molecular function: phosphoglucomutase activity; magnesium ion binding. NCBI's taxonomy places the organism in Eukaryota, Metazoa, Arthropoda, Insecta, Blattodea, Termopsidae.
UGUGCCCGUUUUUUAUCUCCGAUUUAGCCAAAAACCUACGAACGUGGCGAAGCAUAAUAGAAGUUUACCAACUUAUAGUUGCGAAUGUACCUAAAAAUCAUUUAAAUCAUUUCGUGUAGGCCGAAAAUGAAUCGAAAAGUCGUCAAAUUACGUUCAUAUUGCGGGUAAAAAUAUCGGGGUGAGUUGAUGUUUUGGGGGGAUGAUGUUUUGAGGUUGCGGUGUAGCGCGAUACAUGGGGGAGGGGGGGGGGCUGAGCUGCCCGACUGUCUGCGGAACUCCAAGGGUUGCAAAAAUGACGGUAGCCUCCUCGUCGCACAUUCUCAUGGGAGAGGUUGUCAGAAGCGGUUCGUGCACCAUAAACAUUGGAUGUGGAUGUGCAACUCGCAGCGUGUGAAUGUGAUCCUGAAAAGGACCAUAUUCGAAACUAAAUAAUUAGGACAAAUAAAUAUUAGAAUGACGGAGUUCAAAUCGGUGAUUGUACCCACCAGGCCUUUCGAUGAUCAAAAGCCGGGUACAAGUGGACUUAGGAAGAGAGUUACUGUUUUUCAGCAGCAAAAUUACACAGAAAAUUUUGUUCAAGCUAUAUUGAAUUCACUAGGCGACGACUUGCAAGGUUCGGUGCUUGUUCUAGGAGGUGAUGGUAGAUACUAUGUAAAGGAUGCAGCAAAAUUGAUCAUAAGAAUAUGUGCCGCUAAUGGGGUUAAGAAAUUAAUUGUAGGCCAGCAUGGAAUUUUUUCAACCCCAGCAGUAUCAAACCUGAUAAGAAAAAGGAACACAUCUGGAGGUAUUAUCUUGACUGCAAGUCACAAUCCAGGAGGCCCCGAUAAAGAUUUUGGAAUCAAAUUCAAUACAGAUAAUGGAGGACCAGCGCCAGAUUAUGUUACAGCAGAAAUUUUUAAUAUCACCGUUGGUCUGGAGUCCUAUAAUAUAGUUCCUGACCUUGAAUGUGAUAUUGAUACACAGGGUGUUUAUACAUACAUUGUUGACGGCAAUGAAUUUAAUGUGGAAGUCGUAGAUUCGGUGGCUGAUUAUGUCGGGCUCAUGAAAGAAAUAUUUGAUUUUGACAGUCUAAGAGAGCUCCUUAAAGGAUCGGAGGGCCGGAAGCCAUUCAAAAUUCUCAUUGAUUCUAUGAAUGGUGUUACCGGUCCUUACGUAAGGCAGAUUUUCGUGAAUGAACUCGGAGCAGAUGAGAGUAGCAUAGUGAAUACGAAGCCUUUAGAAGAUUUUGGAGGUCUUCAUCCAGAUCCUAAUUUAACUUAUGCUGUUCAGCUGGUUGACGCCAUGAAAGAAGGAAUUCAUGAUUUUGGUGCAGCAUUUGAUGGUGAUGGGGACCGAAACAUGAUUCUGGGGAAGAAAGCAUUUUUUGUGACCCCUUCUGACUCGCUCGCUGUGCUGGGGGCCCAUCUCCAUCACAUACCAUAUUUCAAAAUAACAGGUAUCAAGGGAUUUGCCCGCAGCAUGCCCACUGCUGGCGCAAUUGAUAGAGUUGCAAGUGCUACAGGUAUUGACUUUUAUGAGGUACCCACAGGAUGGAAGUUCUUUGGUUCCUUAAUGGAUGCAGAUCAGCUGUCACUUUGUGGGGAAGAGAGCUUUGGCACAGGAUCCGAUCAUAUCCGUGAGAAGGAUGGAAUAUGGGCUGCCCUGGCGUGGCUGCAGGUUAUUGCCUGUGAGAAGAAAGGUGUAGAGGAACUUUUGGUUUCUCAUUGGAAGAAGUUUGGCAGAAACUUCUUUACAAGGUAUGAUUAUGAAAAUUGCCCUGCAGAUAACUGUGCCUAUAUGUUGCACAAACUUGAACAGAUAGUGACAUCACCUGUUUAUAUUGGAACACAAAUCAUUCAUAGAAAUAAAAGCUAUGUUGUGAAACAGGCAGACAACUUUUGUUAUGAAGAUCCAAUAGAUGGCAGCUUAACACCAAAACAGGGUAUCAGAUUGCUGUUUGAGGAUGGCUCUCGUAUCAUUGUCAGGUUGAGUGGUACUGGAAGUUCAGGGGCGACAGUCAGGAUAUAUGUAGACAGUUAUGAGAAGGAUGAAAGACUGAUUCUGAAGGAUGCCCAGGUUGUGCUUGCUCCUCUCAUACACAUUGCGUUGGAUGUGACAGAAAUUAAGAUUCAUACUGGCAGAGAUACUCCUACGGUCAUCACGUAAGGAGAGCUUGUAAUUUGAAGCAUUGCUGGGAUCCUUAGUCAGAUUAUGUUAGACAGUAAAUAUUUCCUUAAAAUUGUAAAUUUAAGUUGUUUAAAAUUAUGAAUCACUUUCUUUUUGUUAUUGUAACUGGCUUUGAACUAUAUAUUGCAUAACCAGUACAUUUUUUUGUAAUGAAAUGGCUGAAAUUCAUACUCUGGUAAAUAUAUGGAAGUCUAGAUAUUUGAAAGUAAUAUUAUGAAGAUCUGUUGAAGUAUAAAUUUGUAGUUAAGUACUCUCAUUUAGAGAUAUUUCGUGAUAUUUACUUCAUAGCAAGAAUGUGUUGUUAGAAUUGCGUGAGGAUACUGAAUGUAGUAAUAAUGUGUUUACUGUUGUCCCAUUCUAUUAAAGGAAGUGGAGGUUGUCAUUUCCGAUUCACAUUAAAAACCCUUUGUAAUGCUUUGCCUAACCUCAUGGUGGUCCUUAUGCCUCUCGUUAGAACACUGUCUCAUAUGUGGAAGUGACCCAUUUGGAAAUUAAUAGAUUGGCAAAAUAAGACUUUAAUCACAGAGAAAUUGAAAAGAUUUUAAUGAAACAAAGAAUGUUAAUCUAGUCCUCAAAGUGUAUAGAAUUGUCAAAUGCUAGAAUACUCGUUUCUUUGUGACCUAUGUACAUUGUAGUAUGAAAUGUUCUGUCGAUUUAAAUUAUGCAUGCUUCCUACCUGAAGUGUUGUAGAAUAUACUGCUUUGGGAAAUUACCUCCACAGUUUUAGCUGGUCAGUAGAAAUCAACAUCGAUGCUGAUAGAUGCAGUAUCAAUCAAGAUCAGUCAUGUAAGAGGCAGAUACCGCAUACUUCAAUAGAUUUAGUUGUAGUGAGACAUUAAUUUUCUGUAAAUGUACUGUAAAUAUUUGUAUAGAUUUCAGAAGCUCACUUCCUGCUUUCUUUGUCAGCAUUGUAACACUGUUGUGCGUUGUAGUGUUUCUGUUGACUAACUUGGGCUAAGGUACUUUUAGUAAUAUUUAUUUUAAGAUUUUUUUUAUAGAUUUUGAGGUAGGAUAUAGAAAGUUUAUUGACAGUAAUAAUGUUGUGGAAUAUGCUUGAUGUUUAUUUCUAUUGGAGAAAUUUAUUUUUGAUAAGAAAUGAAAAUCCAGUUUGGGUCACAUAUUUGCUGUGUGAUGGCUUUCAUCUCAAAAGUAGGAAUUAUUGUAUCAAGUCAUAGAAGUAUAUAGUGAUCAUAAUCUUGGACUGUACAGAAUUUGAUACAUCAUUUUGAGUUUCUUGGUUAAAUUUAGCAGAAGGCAUUGGCAAGCCAGUUGUGUCUCACCUUUUAUUUAAGAGACUAAGAAUUUUUUUGUCAGUCAGGAGACACUUUUUGCUUGAAUGUAUUACCAAAAAGAUACCCCCUUUCAGUAUUCACUGGGUGAAAAUAUGUUUUUGAAUUUGUGGAACACUUGAGUGAAUAUUUUAUCUUUGAUUUAAAUAAAUAUUUUGCAAAAUUAACAUUUAAGCCAACAGUGAACUUCUUGGGUUUUGUUACAUUGAAUGUUUUCAUUGGGAGUUCACUUUCUCGAGACUAAUGUGAAUAAAAAAGUGAAAAUAAGAUUGAUAUCAUGCAUAUAGCAAAUUUCAAGCUCAAGUGUUCUGUAGUGUGUUAGUUGAAUUUGUACUUCAAGUGAAUGGGAUCCUGUAAAAAUGGACUUAUUUUUAUGGGGGGCACCUGCUCAUGAGCAUGUUAUUUAUUCUUGAUUCAAUAGAAUGUUCAUGCUUGUCAUUGUAAUUUCUAAUGCACUAUAUUAUUACCCAGUCUGGAUUUUCUUUAAAAACCAAGAGAAGAUGUUAGAAAUGCUAAGUUCUUGUGUCAGGUUUUAAGUGUGUAUUUUCUGAUUGUUUGGUGUAAUGAUUUUGAAUAAGACUUCAAAAUUGUAUUAUACAAUAGUUCAUUAUUUGAUGUCCGUAUUAGAAAACUGUGUUAUGAUUCUAAUUCAUUGCAAUUGCUGUAGGACCAUUGGUAAAAACUUUCAUAGUUUGAAAAUAAUAAUACAGAUUAUUAAGUAAUAAUCUUUACACACUUCAUAUUCCUGUGUUUGUUGCCUGUGUAAAUUAAGGCCUAAAUUGUUGCAUAGAUUGCAAAGGAUGAAGUUAAUUUUGUGGAGAGGAGUCAGAAUAAUUUACUUGCUGGUUGACGCUUUAAACAACUUGUAAACUGUUGAUAUAAUACCAAGUAUGAGUAUUUGCUAGGAAGUCGCAUCUCACCGAGAAAUAACAUCGCCUUUGAAAUAGAAUACAUUUAAUAAAAUUACUUACUAUUUGUGGUUUGGGAUUGAAAAUGUUAUUCCUGUAGCAGAUAAGGCAUUUCUAGCAUCAUUUCUUGAUUUCACCGCUUGUGACAGACUGAUCAGAGAGUUUAAAAAUUGAGCACGAUGUUGAAUUAAGCUGCAAUCAAGGGAUUGUUCCAUAGAUGGUUGGCUUUUGUGCCCAUAAGAAUAACACAAUCGUAGUCUCCUGGUAUGACACAUCUCCCGAUGUACAGACAUUCUGUAGUGAGAUCGUGAUUGUAUUAUUUUCAUGAAUUUUUGAAAAUGUGUCUACUGCAAUGUGUCAUUUCAGAGUAUGCGUAUUUACAAAGAAAAAAAGUUUUCCUACAAGUAUUCAUAAUUAAGGUGUUCACAAUAUUAAAUAUACAAUUCACAUGAAAAUUUAUUAUUUGAACAAUUGGAAGGAUCAUUUUUAGUAAUGUAGAGAUCAGAACAGGUCAAAAGGCCUAAACCUUUCAGUUUAUGAUGAUAAAACAUUCAAGAAAUUGGUACAUAAAGUUGGCUGAGAUAGUUUCAUUCUUAAACUAGAGAGGUUGGGCCCAGUUCCAGGUUUUAUAGUGCAUGAAUCAUUUUGAUGCUUACUGUAAAAUGUGUCUUGUAUUUGGUUCCUGUGCUAACCAUAUAAACAAUUUUGCCUCUUGUACAAGGUCAGGACAGUACACUUACCCAAUCUCGUUAGGUAGUUGUGAAAUAAUAAGCUACCAAAUGCUACAGCUGAGAGGUCUGCUGGUUUUGUAUUCAGGUCCUGGGACCAAAUCUUGGCUUAAUAACUAUCUUGACCAAGUUUUUCAGGGUUUUCCACAGCCCCUCAUUGCAGAUGCUGGGAUAGUACCUUAAAUUCCUUCUGUAUCUUUCCCAAUUCAUUAUCCUAUCAUUGAACACUAUAUAGUCUGAGUUGCUGACAGUGUUGUUAAAUAUGCUGUAAAUAAAUAAGCUGUCAUGUAAACAUACAUUUCAAUGAAUGUGAAAGAGCAUAGCUGUAGCUUACCUCUUGAUUUGCCAGAAACAAUAUAUGAAUGCACACUAUUUUAGAGGCCACUGGAACAUGCCCCUGAUCAGCUUAACACUCAAAUUGAAUGCUUAUUAAUAUCUCUGCCUGUCAUUACAGUCUGUUAUCAUGAGGUGCAGCUUGUUUGAAAUACAUAUAUAUAAUAUAAUACACAUAUAUUUUUCAGUCUAAAGAGUAACACUAAAUAUAAAUAAAUUGUCUAUUGGAGAGGGAUGCAUGAAUGCAGAUGAAAGUGUACAGUUGAUAAGUACUGCAAAGAAGUAUUUGUUGGUUGAUUAGAAGGAAACCUUCUUUCAAGCCUUUGACUGUCAUAAUUAUUUUGUUGUUCUUUUAGUUGUUUUUUUUAUACCAAAUUUUACUUUCAGGUUGAAGCUUGAAAACUGCUGAAAAUUUAGAUUAAUAUAUUGAAAAUAUUCUGAAUGAAGAGUUUACUAAAUUUAAUAAUCUGCUACAUGAAAUUCAAUACUAGAAAUAUUUUAACUCUUCUUUUGACUCAUAAUUUGGAGUCAUUAGUAAUAUAGAUUCAGGUAUUGAAACAUGAAAAACUCAAAAUACUCUUCUCUAAUCAUUUUUCAUGAACAUUAUGGUUUUCCUAGCAUUUGGCUCAAAUAAACAUUACCUUUAGUCAUUGGAUUCCAAGAAUUGAUUCCUUCCAAGAAACAAAAAAUGAAUUAUAUACAGUGCAUUAAUUUAAAAGUCUAGCGCAAAUGUGAGGGUGAAUUGUUCACAUGAUAAUAAUUUGCUUGAUGUGAACAUGGGUCUACAAAAGCCUCCUUUCUGAAUUAUAGUUCUGUUUUUCCUUUCCAGAAUUUCUAACAUGGCACGAUGCUUUUAUUGCUACCUCUCUGCAGUCGUAUUUUAUAGGAAGUGCUCCAAAUGAUUUUCUGAAAGUUGCUGUUUAGAUGCUGUGGGCAUACUUUCUUUUAAUAUCCAAUAAAAUACACAUUUUUGCCAUAUCUUGGAAUGAAUACGCAUUCUUUUUUAUUAAACACACUGCACAAAUUUGUUUGAUUUUUAACACUGAUAUGGUUACAUAUUUUCUGGUAUUGUCAUUGGAUAAAAAGUUAAAUUUAUAGACUUGAGAUGCAGAAUUUGGAUUUGAACAGAUAUGCCACUGGCAGUUUUGGUGUAACAUGAAACGUUUAUCUGACUCUUUGUCAUUGUGUGUCGUCUUCCUGUUUUGCCUCUGAUGCACAGUGACGCCCCAACUGCAGAUUGAAAGAGAAAACAAAAUAAAACUCUGGAAGGAAAGAAGGGUUGUAAUCAGAAAGGAGUCUUUUCUAGAUCCUGUUAUGUUUUGGAUUUUUGCGCUUUGCAGACUUGUAGAUAGAUGAAGAUGCAUCUACAAAUCGUACACUACACCAAAACCCAGAACAGCAUUGUCAUCCUCAUCAAUUUGAAAAUCUAAAAUUGCUUAAACUGUGAACUUUUUUAUUGCUUUAGUAUGUAGAACUCACCCAUAUGUUUGUGCCAGACAUUUGAAUUAUGCCUUGUGUAUUAAAAAUGUUGCAUUGCUUUACAAAGAUACAAACAAUAUUCAGGAAUAUAGUGCAAUUCAGAUUGUUAGAACAAUUAAGAUUAUUAUUAGUUAUACAUACGUGCAUGGCCAUGAUUGUCAAAACUGUGUUCCAAUCUAAAACACGAUUGAUAAGAGAGAAAAGUACCAUUUGUGAUUCAUAUUAAAACUUGGAUAAGUACAUGCAGGCAGCACUGUUUGUUCAGCUUCUGUUGUGGUACUUUUAGAAACUACCUUUACACAAAUUCACACACAUGGAUAACACCUUAAAGUAGGUAACAACUACUUCUUACUCAUCAUAUAUAACAUUUAUGUAAUUUUUAUUCAGGUCUAUAUGUUCUGUCCAUUUGACAAAAGGAUGAUUAAAUAAUGCUAUCUGUCUGAAUCAAGCAUACAACAUCCUUUUGAAAGUGUAAGAUGAGGAAUGAUCAUAGCCUUCUGAUUACGAGCAGGUAGUAACAUGGUAAAGUCUGAACAACUGAUACAAUAUAAAGUGAUCUAUCCCUUUGAAUAUGUUGGUUUUGAUUGCAGAAUUUAAGUAAAUUGAAUGCACAUUUUAAGUUUGUUUUAUUUUAUCAACUAAAAAUUAAUUGUGGCAUCUUUGGCAUUACUGACAUUAAAUUAUUGUCAUUAGACACUUUUAUUCAGUGCUUGAAAGUCUUGACAGCUCUUAUUUCAUGUAGCUAUUAAGUAACAUAAUAAAGACAGACUUUUUCGUGUUUUUUGGAUACAGAUUUGACAAUCUGUGCAGCUGCACACAGAACAACUUACCUCAGCAGUUAUUUGUUGGCAGUGUUGAAUGAGAGAGACAUUAUGUGUGAGUAAAGAGGUGAUGUGAUUUGGAUUGCAGAAAAAUAGUUUUUCUACUUUAUUUUUGAAUUUGAGAAAGAAGUAUGAGGUACCUUGUACAGGAAAAUGUCACUGCCAAUUUUUACAGAAUGAUGUAAAAAACUAAUAAUAUAAAAAAAUAAAACAGAGAAUUCUAUUUUUCAUUAAUGUUGUUAAUUGAAAAUAUGUUUUGUUGUUGGACCAUAGGUAAGUUUGUUUAUAAGUUACUAGUUUGUCGUAUUUCAGAUCUAUGAAAAUGUUCUUAUGUAUUACCUCGUCCACAUUCAUUGAAUACAUCAGUUACAGUUAAGUCAUAAAAUUUCUUAAGCAUAACCCUUCCAGUUUUAGUAGUCAUUACCUGGAAGAAGGUGCUGAUAUGUGAAUUAAAGUAUAGAAUAUUAUUUUUUCUGCCAUUUUGAACUAAGAAUAUUAACACUUUCCUUUUUACUCCUAUUUUGACAGUUUUUGGAUGUUCAUUGUAGACUUACAACAUGCAGAUUGAGAACUGUAAAUAAUACAUUUAUCAGUUACGCUUUUUAAAUAAAGUUUUGUGUUAAAAACAAUGAGUGUGAAAAGAAUUUGUAGUGUUAAUAAAAACAAAAUCCUAAGCAGCAGUUUUAACAUCAUUGUCAUGUUCUGUUGUGAGUAUGUAAUUGUGAAACUAUGCACAGAACUCUGUUGGUGAUGAACUAACUACCUGUGUAUAAGGCAGUGUGAUUUCAUUUGUCUGGGGUUUCCUUCAUUAUAGGUGAACUACAGUAAAGGCAGAAUUCUUAACUUAAAAGAUAAAUUGGUUAAUUAACAUGUUGUUAAAUGAAAUGUGCAUGUAAACAUUCUCAUGUGUUCAUGUUGUAAGUAAAUAUAAAUUAACAAGAGUCAUUAGUUAAGUAAUUGAUAAACUUUUAGGAAUAAGAUUUAUUUUUCUUACCUGUGGUCCAAUUUAGAAUUUGAAAGAAAAUGUAAAGAUAAAAAGACCAUGUUUGAUGGUGACCUAAGAAGCAAAAUAUUUUUCUGUAUCGUGCUUUAAGUUUGCUGUAGAUCAAACCAAAGUCUGUAUGACUAAAUAUAAGUUAUUAAGAACUUCUGCAGAAUGUACUGAUAUUUGAAGAAUAUAAUAGGAACAGUGAAAAUCUCACAAAAGAUUGAUUUUGUGAUUCACAGCACCCAUGUUAUUAGAGGAAUGUGUACUUUGGAAGGGCACUGAAACAUGCAAAGCUCUUAAUUGAGGCAAAUAUUACGCUUAAUUUGUUCUGCCCAAAGGAAGAAGUCACCUGGGGAAACGUGAUGUAUAUAGGAAGGUAUAUGUAGUCUGUAAAUUGGACAAUAAUAUUAAAAUGGUUUUAAGAGGGUGGAUUGGAAUUAUGUGGCUCAGGUUUUGGACCAGUGGCAAGCUCUUGUGAACAUGGUAAUGAACCUUUUUAUUCCAUAAAUUUGGGGAAGUCUUUGACUAGCUGAGCAUACUGUAGACUUUCGAAGGACUUCCCCAUGGAGUUGGUUAUUCUGGUAGGCUGCCUUAACAAACUUGGUGUCAUCUCUCAAUUUUAGGCUUGAGGUUGACGUAAUAACACUUUCUGUUAGUACCACAAUUAUUUGUGGAAAAUGGAGGUUUCUAAAUUUUAUUCUAUUUUGUUAUUUAAUAAACAUUAUUUUUGUUGUGGAAUUCAUAAUAUGAAUUAAAUUAAAAAUUAUAUACCAAACCCUAAGGAGCAGGUAAUACUAAAUUUGAUCUUACAAAAAUAAGUUGUGAGGUUUUGAAGUGGCUAAAAAUAGCAUCCAAUGUUAUGCUGCUGUUGGAACAGUGGUGAACCUUAGGAUCCCAUAAUCGUUUAUAGAGGAGUUCAGUAUGUGUUGGCAUUAUAGGCAAUUUCUUCUUCAAAAAUGAUGGAAAGAUAUUUAAAUUAAUUUUUAAGUGUUUUAUUGCAUAUUACACAUUUGUUUGAUAUGCAUUAAGAUGUAUUUUAUAUAUGUGAAAAAUUGGAAUAGACAAAGCGAUAUAUAGUUCCAGAACUGCUAAUAAUAUGCUAGGAAUAACAUUUAAGUUUACAUUAGUAGUUUGUUUGCAUUAAUCUAGCCAUGCAUCCUACAGCAUGAAUUCUUGACUUAACAAAUGGAAGGAAAUGCUUUGUUCUGUUAUAGAUCACCAUCAAAUAUGGACAAAUUUCUGAAAGCAAAACAGCAUACAAAGCAACCAAAAAAAAGCUUGUAAUUUCAUCACUAAGAAUUACAAGAGUCUUAUUCAACUUUGAGUAAAGUUCACAGUGGUGAAACUUAUCAAAAGUGAAAUUUGUGGCAUGUAAUUCUUGGAUGAAAGAUUUGUAAAUAAUUGCAAAGAAAGACUAUGGGGACCUGAUAGAAACAAUUUUUUUUUCUGCUCGAACUUAAUGGCGAUGCAGUUUGCAUCGUUUUUGUCCUUUUGUUUAUUUUUUCUAAGUUUCCGAGCAAUGGGAAGAAAAAUUAUAUAUGCGACCAGCCUUCGACUGCCUGAUUGUAUGAUAUAUAGAUGGAAAGAUCCUAUUAUUAACUGUAUUGUAAUAAUGUAAUAUACUGUGAUUGUAUGUGUAAAUUAUUCCUUCUCUCCAACUUGUUCUUAAGUCUUGUUUCAGUGUACUUGUAAUCAUGUUUCUUGCUCUUGGGCAUUGAUAGCUUUUGUUGGUACUGUCAUCCUUUUUCCGAGUUUUCAGCUGCUAGAACGAAAGACAUUUUCUAAACAUCUAUGAUUGACCUUCAUUUUUAAACGUUUCUUCCUGUAGUAUAUCACUAAUUAAAUUUAGUAUAGCUUUUGUGUGGUAAAAUAUAAGUUCUGCCUUGACUUAUUUUCUUUGCUCUUGAUCCCUUUCUCUUUCCACAAUUGUGGAGGAAGCAUUUUCUAGAUGUUCAAAAAAUGUUGGAUGCCAAAUCUCAUUUGCAUGCAGUUGAAAGCACAAAAAUGAGGACUACUCCAAGGAACUACAGAUAAUGCAGCCAUGCACAUAUCACUGUAUCGGAGUUCACAGAUGAUGUGUGAUUUAAAAAGUUAUAAAAAGUAAAUUGAGAUGUUCAUUACUGUUUAUUCAUAAAACAUUAGGAUAACAUCUUCCUGCACAGCAGAAAGAGUGGACUGCUAAGCCACCCUUGUAAUUCAUACUUGGUGCUACAUGUUGGAUUAUAUUCCCACAUUGACUUGUUAACAGAACUUAGGGGUUACAUUUCACGAGGGUUUCUAAACUGAGGUAUAUCACAACUGUAAUUACUUGCAAUACAUUUAUGGCAUCUCUGUUCUCCUGACAAAAUUAUUUGCAAAUGAAUGUGAAUGUGUGUGGCUGCAUUAAAAUAGAAACUGUGUGUACAUAUGGUUGUUACUUUGUAAGUAUAUGAAACUGAUCGAUUUUCUGUCCGUGAAAGAGAUGUGGGCAAACGGAAGUAAUACUUCCGGAUCUGUGUUUUAGUUCCAGCAAGAAUUUGUGUCUUGCACAAUAUAUUUUGGAAAAUUACAAAUUUUUAUGGGAAAUAAUUGUUACAUUCAUUUUAGCACCUGUUGGGUGCUGUAUAUUAUCUAUUCCUAAAUUUGAAUUGCAUAAUUAAGGAAUCUAGUUUUCUGUAUGUAGUUUUUGUAUUAAGUUAUCUUGUGCAGUCAUUUGCCUUAUUCUUGAAUAUGAAUGUGUAUAGGAAUAUUGCCUAUAAAUUAAAUGAAGAAGAUUGUAUGUAUUGUGGGUUUUGCAUCAGUAGAGAGUUCAUGUAUGACCACAAUGCUUUUAUCAUUACCAUACACUGUUGGAAUAUUUGCAUUAUUUUUUGUAUUUUAUAGCCUAGGAUUGCUUUAACAAUUUAACGUUAUUGCUUGAUCGUUUCUUACAAAAUUAGCCAGUUUGAGAAAAAAAUUUAAAACUUGUGAUAAAGGUUUUUAUGGUGGUAUAAAUUUGCAUUGUGGUCUGGUUUUCAAAACUGUCUAGUCAUGUAGAUAUGAUUUUUUUUUUAUAGGAACCCAACUGGCUGGCUACAUGAUAUAACCUUCUUCUUCUAUGGCACGAUAACCUAUAAAAUCACAAUCUGAGUUCAUAACACAUGAUUUGGACUUUGUUUGUUCAGUCUGUGGGCAAUAUUAAUAUUUUAUUUGUAGUGCUUGUAUGGACAUGUAUUAGAUAUCGCAUUGUUAUAUGAUGUUGCUUAUAUAUAUGGACACAUAUAUACAUGCUUUAGUUAAUUUUAUUUUAAAAAAUAAUUGAAUUUACAGUGUACUGUUUCAGCCAUUUCAUUAAAAAGAGUAUCAAUAUCAGAGUCCCAAAAUACAUUAAAGAAUUAUUUUAAAGUGUGAUGUGAGAAUUGUAAAUUACUUCAGACAAAUCAACAAACUGUUAUUUCUUAUAGAUAAUAAUUACAUGCAUGUGUAUGUAUCUAUUAUGUGUAGAAGGGGCCACAUUAUUGCACUAAACUACAAAGCAUAUAACCUGCCUACUGUAGACAGUAUAUUAGUUUGUAAAGGCUGUACAAAUGAUUGUGUUGUAACAGAACGCUAUCUUGCAAUGAAAAAUUACAACAUUUAGGCUAGAAAAUGAAGUAAAGGGCAAUAAUGUUUAUGGUGGUAUGCCAUUGGACGUGAAAUUAAUGAAGAACCAUUCUCCGUCCACCAUAGAUUACAUUAAAUAAAUUUAAAGAAAUUACAGUGUCAUGAUAUGUGUGACUUUCAAAUAGGACUGCCUCAAGUGUAGUGUGAUCUUGUAUGUUGAGUUGCUACUCUAGCAUGUUGGGAUUGCCUUCUGAUUGACUGCUAUUCGUGCAUACAUGCUUGUGUGAAAACCUCAUCAGUAUAUAGCAUGUAUGUUCUGAAAUACACCAAGAUUUGUACUGGAUUUUACACUGGCUUCCACAACUAUAAUAUAUGCAUCUGUAUGAUGACCCAUUGGUAUUAGUUAUUUUAUAGAGCAUUGAAUGCCUCCGAUAUCAUUUAGAAGAUUCCUGUUACAAGAGAAAUUUGUGGUAAUGCCAUGUAGAAAACAAUACUAUGCAGUGGGACUUCCAGUGUUUCCAGGAAUAUAAUUGAAGUGCCAUGUUGUGAAUGUUUAACUUGUGUUAUUAUUGUGUCUUUACACAAUAUAUUUUUACUCAAUCAAAAAAACUAAUGAAGUAAUUAAACAUAUAGCCUAAACAACCUUCCAUUCAAGAUGAUUUGUGCUUCUAACGGCCACCAACAUUGUAAUGAUACGAGAAGGUUAAUGAAGACCUGAACAUGGGUUUCUAAACCUGACAUGUGAUUUGGGGUAUUAAUUACUAAGACAUGAAAAAAUCUGUUGUGUGAAGACAUAAUUUCAUCAUGGAGUAUUGUAAUCGAAAAGUGUCUAAAUCCAGAUAUAUAAUGUACAAUAUUCAGGUCUAAAUAUAACUUGAAAUCUUUUUGAUGUUCUUAUAACUCAGUUUUUUAAUAAUAUAACUUAAUCAGCAUAUGCAUACAAUAAUAUUCAGUAUUGCAUGUCAUCAAAAAAAAAUUAAGUAAAUUGUUUGUUGGUGUUGUAAUUUUAGUGAUGUCAUAAGCAGAUUAAAAUUUAUAAUUAAUGUAGCAUUCAGCAUAUUCUGUAGACUACAAACUAGGUGACAGAGAAUGGUUGUGCAGUGUAAGAACUGUAAGUUGUAAUUGUUCAUGUUAGUAAAGAUUCAUCUGAUAACAAAGUAUGUGGAACUUAACAGCUUGUGAAUUACUAUUUGCUGAUCAGCAGAUUAUAGCAGUCAUAGAUUCAGGUAAUGAAGUAGGUGCUCAUCCAAAUGUAAUAACAAGAGAGGAAACUUGUAUUUUGCUCGUUAAAGUUUAGCAUGAUGUAGAGACAAAGAAAAUGGGCAUUGCUAAGGAAUUCCUUCCUAUUUGAACACACACACACAGAACAUUGACCCUAACUUCAAGGAUGGAAUAUAUAUGGAGUGCAUGUCAUUAUUAUAUAUAUAACUUCGCAGGUACAAAUUGUUUUAUUCUUCCGGUUGUUGGUAUAUGUCAGAUAUGAGAGUUUUGAGCACAAUAAUCAAAUUAUUAACAAUAUUGCCAGCAUUAUCUUAAUAUUCAUUAAAUUAGAAAAAAGAUACUAUUUUGUAUACUACAGGAGUACAUUUCCUAAAGUAUGUUCUUCUUUCAAAGCAUGGAAGUAAAAUUUGAGAGAUCUGAAAUAUCAAUAAUUUGGAAUAACAGGACAAUAGCAACCUGAUAUUUAUUGCAGUGCUGUAAAUACAUAGUAGGAAUAUGCUGUUAAAUGGGCAAUUGUUAGUGAUGAGGUAACAAAAAAAAAGAACAUAUCAUUUUUCAAUAUUGGUGUACUGGUAUAAUGAAUUUGUUUGUGGAUGUGUUUGCCAAUAUGGCCUAUGGGGUUCUCAGUGUCCUAAUUAUGCUAUCUUCCCCCGUCAUGUUUUGGACAGUUUGUCAUUUUGUGGGAUUGUGCAGUCAUCUGUAAUUAAUGUUUUAACUAUUCAGUAGAUAUUGUUCUCACUGUUAGUUUGUACAAUAAAAGAGAAAUGGGAUAUGGUUUAAAAACUUUGAUGAAUCAUUUGGCUUGUUAAUCUCAGCCUACUUUAAUGUUUUCUCAAAUGGUUAUUGUUUGAAGCAUUAAUGCAUACUGUAUAUUAUAAUAAAAUUACCAAUCUUUCUCAAACAGAUGGUAACAUUUCAGAUCCUAAA